GGAGGGGACGGUCAAUGCCCCCCUUCUGCGGGCAGCGAGGGUGCUGCGGAGGAACGGAUUUAAGACCUGCGUCCUCACCAACAACUGGGUGGACGACAGCGCCGGGCGGCUCUUCACGGCCGCGCUGAUGAACCUGCUGCGCCGCCACUUCGACCUGGUGAUCGAGUCCUGCCGGCUCGGAGCGCGGAAGCCAGAUCCCGAGAUCUACGCCUACGCCCUGGAUGCGCUGGAGGCGAAGCCGCAGGAGGUCAUCCUCCUGGACGACAUCGGGGAGAACCUGAAGCCGGCCCAGGAGAUGGGCAUGGCCACCGUCCUCGUCAGGGACACCGAAACCGUCCUGAAGGAGCUGGAGGAGCUCUCGGGUGUCCAGCUUCUCACCCAAGAAGAGCCGCUGCCGACUGCCUGUGAUCCAUCCAACGUGACCCACGGAUACGUCCCCAUCCGGCCCGGCGUCCAGCUGCACUUCGUGGAAAUGGGGCACGGCCCCGUCGUCUGCCUCUGCCACGGCUUCCCCGAGUCCUGGCUCUCCUGGCGCUACCAGAUCCCAGCUUUGGCUGAUGCCGGCUUCAGGGUGAUCGCUCUGGAGAUGAAGGGCUACGGGGAGUCCACGGCCCCGCCGG
Messenger RNA from Pygoscelis adeliae (Adelie penguin), 620 nucleotides. It is a transcript of the gene EPHX2, whose product is annotated as epoxide hydrolase 2, cytoplasmic. Gene Ontology annotation, molecular function: catalytic activity. NCBI's taxonomy places the organism in Eukaryota, Metazoa, Chordata, Aves, Sphenisciformes, Spheniscidae. The annotation marks the transcript as partial. The record is from RefSeq and is a predicted model, not a curated record. The transcript is spliced from 6 exons.